Molecule: messenger RNA, 483 nt
Organism: Triticum turgidum subsp. durum (durum wheat)
Lineage: Eukaryota; Viridiplantae; Streptophyta; Magnoliopsida; Poales; Poaceae
Source: the annotation of a GenBank genome assembly
AUGGGGCUUAACCUUCUGAGGAUGUUGGUCCAGAAUAGAAUUGCGGAGUUCCACACUGAGCUGGAGCCUCUGCCCACCAAAGCGCUGGAGAAUCCUUGCAUCAAGCACGCGGUUGAGCUCGAGCAGUCCCUUAUGGAGGGCGCCUACAACCACGUGCUGAGUGCUCGACAAGCUGUGCCGCAUGAAAGUUACGUAUACUUCAUGGACCUUCUAGCCAAAAGAGUAGUUAGAGACGAAAUAGCUGGGUGCAGCGAGAAGGGAUAUGAUUACUUGUCGAUAAGUGACGCGAAACAAAUGCUUAUGUUCAGCUCUGACGAAGAACCACAACAGUACAUCUCAGAGGAACACCCCGAGAGGGAUGUUAGGAAUGGCCGGGUCUUCUUCCAGAAGGCGAUGGAGUCUCAGCCCUGUAAGGAGACACCGGCGAUGCCCGCCAUGAACAAGACCCUUGGCUGUGCGAAGGAAUUCGAAAGGACAGUGUAA